AAUUUGUGUUUGUGAAUCGAUAACGUGAUGAAGGGUGUUCAACCCAGCCCCUGAGGUCAAGGAUCCCCUCCAUUAUCAUUACCCAAGUGAAGUGAUUGUCACUGUUCACAAUGAAGGACGACAGUUCAGAGACACGUGAGAAUAACUCGAGUGAUUUGUCAUCAAAGAGACCAUGUCACGAACAUGGCGAUGACUGUCCAAGUGAGAACGAGCGGGAAUUCGAGUCACUCGAGUACGAGGAGGACGUGUAUUACUCGAAAUUAGCUGCAACGCCUAGUUUCGAUGAUAUCGAUGAACUCAGUAUCAGUGAGGAGAUCGUUAUGCACUGCUGGAAGGACUCUAAUUGCGAACUCGAUGAAAUUGUCGUCGACGACACCGAUCUUGUGUUUGUGGAGGGGAAGGAGGGGAGUAGGAGGAUGAGGAGAUCUAUUAGGAUUAUUUUUCAGGAAUUAUCCAAGUCGUAUUUGGAGAAGAUUAGCAGGGGGCAGAGGAGGCUUAUGGAACGACUGAAAGGAGAGGACGCUCUGCACUCGGGGUUAAACUCGGGAUUAAAUUCACCGUCGAUGGAUAAUAUUGCGAACGAGCUUGCGGGGAUGACGCCCGAGCAGCAGGAGGAGCAGAAGGAGGAAUGGAGGCGUGAAUUGGCCAAGGUAGAAGAGGAGAUACAGACCCUCAGACACGUACUAUCGAGCAAGGUCAGAGUGUCACAGGAGUUGAAACGUAAGUUAGGGAUCACUGUCUGGAAGGAUAUAACGGACGACGUUAACCAGGGUAUUCGCAACGUCAAGGAAAGCCAUGUUUAUCAGAACGUCGGUGAGAAACUCGGUCACUUCACCAGGGCGGUCUCCGAAAACAGUUUAUUCCAGAAAACAGAGUCAGUAUGCAAACAGGCUGCUGGACUCACCACCAGUAUUUUGGGGGGUUUCGGCAGUGGAAUUACAAUGAAACUCGGACAGAUGCGUAACUCAGACAGUUUUCGAUCACUUGAGGAGAAAGUUGGAUCUGCCUAUGAAAAUGUCAAGGGCAAGGUGACCCCAUCGAGAUCAACAUCAACCCAGAGCUUCGACGAGGCCCUGCGAGAGGCAGAGGCCUCCAGACGUGCCUCUGGGGCACCAUCAGUCGCCACAAGCCCCACAAUUCCCGAAGAGAAACCAUUGUCAUAGAGUUUGUCCAACAGUCGGCCUUUGACCCCACAAUGCGACAAUAACAACUAUUCACCGUAUGGAAGUAAUACAUGGGUCGGUCGUCUCGUCCAUUUCUACUAUUGUUCACACUGUAACACGUACUCGAGGUCCAACCAUAAUAUUUAACGAGCUUUCGAACUCUUAAUGUCGAACAUUAGUUCACGAUUGGAGAAUAUCGUGGACUUGAGGAGGACUUUAUCAAUUAAACGUGCUUUCUAAAAAUCCAAACAUGUGGCGCUGAUGCAAUGAUUAUUGUAAUUACUCUGACAAUGCAAUCUUCGAGAGUUCUGCAGUGGGAAAAAUAAUCCUGGCAAUUUGAAUGGAAGAGUCAAGUUUACAAGAAAAGCGAGGGCUUUUUUUCGAGAAGGCAAAUUCAUUGAGAAAUGAGACCAUCAAUCACACAGCACUGUUGAGUCUUUCAAAUAUAUAUCUAAUCCGUUUUUAUGUCAUUGAGAGGGGAACAUUAUUCUUUGAAUUACUAUUUCGUUUAUUCAGGAAUCAGGACGUAGAAUAUCUCGAGAGGAGACGAUUUUUCGUAUUUUUUAUGAUUAAAUUGGUCUUGAUGAUGAGCAGUGCGAGAGGGAAAUGUUGGGGGAUUUUUUUGGUCCGGAGUCAAAAAAUGGAAUUGCCACGAAAAUAUCUUCAGACUUUUCCUCUGAAAAAUUCUCAUUAUCAAAACAUUUUAGUAAUUAUGAAAAUGCGAAAAAUCGAGUCGUACAAUUUUUUCUUUCUUCACCAUUUUUGCAACUAAUUUUUUAUUUUCCUUCUAGAGCUCGAAAGAACAUCACUUUAUAGUAAUGGGAUAUCAAUUAUUUCCCGGGGCGUAAAACAAUAUCAUUAAUUAAGCCUGGGGAAUUUUGGAAGUGUCAAGUAUUUUAUAAACGACUCCCCGCAGUUGAAUCCAACGAUCGGGAGUUCAUUCCUUCAUUUCGAUUUUGAAUUAUUCCAAAUAUGAUAAAUAAACAGGUGUACUUACGACACGUAGUAUAACCGAUGUAUUCAGCUUCAAAGACGAAAAUUUGAGUUACUUUCCUUCUACUUUUUUUUUAGAUUCUAAGGUAAAAUGUGGUUAAUACAAUUGCAUCUGUCCACCUGGCGAAUAAUGUCUCUGCCAAUGUAAUCCUUAUUCUUACUGGUAAAUAAAUUAUUUCAUCAGAA
Molecule: messenger RNA, 2342 nt
Organism: Diachasma alloeum
Lineage: Eukaryota; Metazoa; Arthropoda; Insecta; Hymenoptera; Braconidae
Product: tumor protein D54
Exons: 6
Coding region: 111-1163 (350 amino acids)
Cellular component (GO): cytoplasm
Source: RefSeq, a predicted model, not a curated record